UGUCUGGCUGCAGCACCACAACCGACGCGGAAAAACAAAGUCAACCACUAUGAAGGCAGCCGUGCUGUUCCUCCUCCUGAGUGCUGUAGUUCUCAGCUGCGCCCACCCAUCUCCGAAGGACAAGGAGGACCGUGGCGGAAUGGACGUGGACGUGCACAGGGAGAAGGGCGUGGGCACCGUCGUGGGCGCCCACGGCCACGGAAACGUCUGGAAGAGCGACGACGGCAGGACGCGCGUGGACGCCGACGGUAACUGGCAGAGGGUCUACCGCGGACCCGGCGCCGGCAAACCCACGUACUCCGGGGGCGUUCGCCUCUCUCACACUUGGUGAACACCGAGCACCACUACUUGCCUGACGUCCUAAGCCCAUGGGGAGCACGUCGUUUGGAAUUGCUGUUUCUCGGCGACUGAACUUUUUUUCGGAAAUGAAUCCCGUGUUAGUACCUGUAUUGUGUACUACGACGAUAUUUAGAUUCAGUUAUCUGUAGAUACAAUAUCCUGACACUCAAUAAACAACAUUAUACAACU
Molecule: messenger RNA, 528 nt
Organism: Schistocerca nitens (vagrant locust)
Lineage: Eukaryota; Metazoa; Arthropoda; Insecta; Orthoptera; Acrididae
Exons: 3
Coding region: 50-331 (93 amino acids)
Biological process (GO): defense response to bacterium
Cellular component (GO): extracellular region
Source: RefSeq, a predicted model, not a curated record